AUGGGGCAGAUCCUCGCGACCGCCCAAGAAAAUUAUCAGGAGAAAUUCAACGGUGCCGCUGCGUCCCUAGAACAUCGUCUUCUUCCUUUCUUCUCAUCGUCGGUAUCGCCCGGGGCUUCCCCUGAUUUGGGAUCCCCGGAGAGGUGUUGAUUUCCGCUGUUAGGUUUUAUUUCUGUCGACGGAUCUGCGCGCUGUGGCUGAUCUCCCGUUCCUCCCCCCCCCUCCCCUCCCCCCCCCCUCCCCCCUCAAUCGACUUCUUCGCUUCAUUCUUCUCGCAAGGGUUUCUGGUCCGAAUCAGGCUUGAUCGUUCCAUUGCUGAGCGCGUUGGCUGCCGUUCUUCUCUCGCUUUGUUCUUCAUUCGUGAACGAUCGAUUUGAGAGUUCCGUGUGUGAUAGCAUCGCCUUGGAAUGGUCAGGGAAGGAGUGGCGGGAAGAACAGGUCAGGAAGAUUUCGGACAAGGUCUUUGAUCGGCUCUGGGACGAGUGCGUGAAAGAUCACCUGACCUUCGAGCACGUCUACAUCGCCGUCCUCACUGUCUACAAGUACGCGCGCUGCCCCCUUUCAUAUGCUGCGUCUCUUCCGAUUCCCUUCUCCGUAUGCCCGCUUCAUUUCCUGCAACUGUUUUUGCUUCAGCGACAUCAAUAAGCACUUGCCCGGGCCUCACAAUGAUCCUCCCUCCUUGGCGAGGAUGAAGGCUAUGAUGGAGGUAAGUCGCUGGAUCUCUAGAGAGUUUCUCCCUCUGUUGCACACCGCAACGACUGGUCUCAUCUUCCUUAGAAGUGGAUCAUUUGUAUGGUUCUGUUCAUCUGAGCUCUGCUAAUUCUAGAACCCUAGGAAAAAUUCCUGUAGAUUUUUGUAUCGAAUUGCGGAAAAUAUGGAGAUAAUCAUUCACAGAUGUCUUCGCGCAGGAGUACGACGUGAAUCUGGACGGGCUGCUCGACCGAGAAGAGUUCGCGGAGUUCAUCCGGAAGCUGACGGCGGACGCGUUGACUUCCGUCGGUCGGAACUUGUUGAUCGCCCUGGUGGUGGCCCCCGCCGUCGCUCUGGUCACGAAGAAGGCGACCGAAGGGGUCCCCGGUGUCGGCGCGGUGGUGCAGAGGAUCCCCAACUCCAUCUUCGCCUCCGUCGUGGCCCUCGCCGCCGUGCUCGUCCAGAACGCCGCCGACAAUGCCAAGUAG
Messenger RNA from Spirodela intermedia, 1178 nucleotides. The record is from the annotation of a GenBank genome assembly. NCBI's taxonomy places the organism in Eukaryota, Viridiplantae, Streptophyta, Magnoliopsida, Alismatales, Araceae.